Molecule: messenger RNA, 597 nt
Organism: Diabrotica balteata
Lineage: Eukaryota; Metazoa; Arthropoda; Insecta; Coleoptera; Chrysomelidae
Source: the annotation of a GenBank genome assembly
GAAAAUAUAAAAUUGAAUACUUAGUUACAAAAUUCAGUGUUACUGAAAAUGGCGUCCAAAGUAGUUUUGGUUCUUGUGUUAGCACUUCUGGCAUGCAUCGCAGCAGAGAAGCAGGAAACACGUUCAAUAGAAAUCGAAAAUGCAUUAGAUGGCAUUUUCCGAUCAUUUAUACCCGCAGAAAAGAGAUCUGUCGAUGCCCAAAUAGGUAUAGAUGUUAACAACACUGUAGAGAAGCUUGUGGAGGCAGUAAGUGAACUCAUACACAUCAACGUAGAAGUAAAUAAUAAUCCUCGAAGUCGAGAUGUAUCUCUCAAAGCUGCCCGAGAUGUUGUUUUCGAGAUUACUUCAAACUUAAAUGAAUUCAUAAAGUUUAUACUCAACUACUUCCUUACCAAUUUACAACAAAUGGUUGGUCAGCUGAUAUUGUCGCCUGUACGAUCAUUACUGGACAGUCUCCUGAACUGGCUUUUGCCAUGUGGUGUCACUUGCGCAGUUUUAGCUGAUUGAAUAUUUGUUGUUUAAUUAAGACAUAAUUAAUAAUUUAGGGAUGAUUUUAAAAAGGCCAUUCAAAUUUAAAUAAAAAAGUAAUGAUAUUAA